Molecule: messenger RNA, 1493 nt
Organism: Corticium candelabrum
Lineage: Eukaryota; Metazoa; Porifera; Homoscleromorpha; Homosclerophorida; Plakinidae
Exons: 1
Coding region: 79-1419 (446 amino acids)
Biological process (GO): DNA integration
Molecular function (GO): nucleic acid binding
Source: RefSeq, a predicted model, not a curated record
ACAUCAGCAAGCAAUGGCGACAUUUCAGAAACAAUACAUAUACAGACGGAGCUAGAAAAGGAAUUGGAAUCUAUUGACAUGGUGCAGCACACACCAAUACCAGUAACAGAGCAACGGUUGCAGGAAAUUAAACAGGCAACAGCACAGGAUCCUGACAUGCAACAAUUGAUUGACAUUAUCGUGCAAGGAUGGCCAGAAGCAAAACAUGAAAUAACAAGUCAUAGAGUACGACAAUACUACAAUGUCCGAGAGGACUUAGUUGUGCAAGAUGGAGUGAUUUUUCGUGGACAGAGAAUUGUAAUACCGCAAUCCUAUCAAAGGAGAGUGUUGGAAAGGAUACACAGCUCUCAUAUCGGAAUAAAUGACUGCAUUCGAAGGGCACGAGAAUGCGUCUAUUGGCCGGGUAUGAACAGUGCAGUAAGGGAGUAUGUGGAGAAAUGUUCGAUAUGCCAUUCAUUUGAAAGAUCUCAACAAAAGGAAACACUCCAAAACCAAGAUGUGCCAACCCGACCAUGGGCCAAGGUGGGAGCAGAUCUCUUUACCUUUCAAGAUCGAGAAUACCUUGUCACUGUGGAUUACUAUAGUAACUUCUUUGAGGUUGAUCGAUUGGAAUCAACAACAUCAGAGGAGGUAAUCUAUCAAUUGAAGAGACAUUUUGCUAGACAUGGGAUACCCGAUUUACUAGUAACGGACAAUGGUCCACAAUUUUCAUCAGCUAUGUUUCAGAAAUUCACUAGAACUUGGGACUUUUCUCAUAGAACAAGCAGUCCAGGAUAUCCCAAAUCGAAUGGAAAGGUGGAAAACGCUGUCAAGACUUGCAAACAACUAAUGAAGAAGGCAAGAAAAGCACAAACUGACCUUUGGUUAGCAGUACUAGACUAUCGCAACACACCAACGCAAGGUAUGUCUACAAGUCCAGCUCAACGAUUAAUGAAUAGAAGAACAAAGACUUUGCUACCGACAGCAAGAGCCCUGCUGAAGCCUAAGGUUACAGAAGAAUAUAAGGCAAUAAAACAAGCAAAGGAAAGACAAAAGAGCUAUUACGACCGAACAGCAAAAGAUCUACCUGUACUGAAAGAAAGCCAAAGAGUCAGAAUCCAGCCUUUUACUAAGUCAAAGACAUGUCAAGAAGCCACUGUAACAAAGCAAUUGUCAGACAGGUCAUAUGAAGUACAGACACCGGAUGGAACAACGUACAGAAGAAACCGAGUACAUUUGAAAGCAACUAAAGAAACAGAAGUGAAGCCUAUAGCACCUGAGAGGAAUUCCAAAGAUAAAACAACAAAUACAACAGACAAAAGGAAACCAAGGACAGCACCAACAAAAACAGCAGCUGCAGAAGACAAACAGAAAACACAACAAACCAAGAGCGGCAGAACUAUCAAAAGGCCUAGUUAUUUAAAAGACUACACCACAUAACUGUUUUGUUUUGUUUACACAUAGAUGGGUUUUCUUAUAAUUGGAAACUAUAAAGAAAGAGGGAUGUAAGGAGU